This is a messenger RNA of Polyodon spathula (Mississippi paddlefish), 3407 nucleotides long. Its product is annotated as ammonium transporter Rh type C 1-like. Gene Ontology annotation, cellular component: plasma membrane. The coding region runs from base 263 to 1681 and encodes 472 amino acids. The transcript has 11 exons. The record is from RefSeq and is a predicted model, not a curated record. Gene Ontology annotation, molecular function: ammonium channel activity. Gene Ontology annotation, biological process: ammonium transmembrane transport; ammonium homeostasis. NCBI's taxonomy places the organism in Eukaryota, Metazoa, Chordata, Actinopteri, Acipenseriformes, Polyodontidae.
UUAGAAAAAGAAAGGAAGGGGUGGUGCUAGUAUGAGGUGUGUAAUACCUAGACAAUCACAGUGCCAUUUGGAGAUGCUUGGAGGACCACUCUUUAGGGCUGGGUAUAGGGAGGUGUGCCAGUUGAGACAAAAGGUAGGUAGAUGAUAGUGACACACCUCCUGGUCUUAAAAGGGCUAUAAAAAAGGCAAGAUCGAGAGACGAGCAUCACACCAAAUAUUUUUCUCCUGCCUUGUUGAGAGGAUUUUUUUUUUGCUUGUCAACAUGGUGAAAAUCUGGGGUGGACAGAAGAACAGCAACAUGCGGCUCAGCCUGCCCAUGGUGUGCUUCGUCUGGGAGAUCGCGAUGAUCAUCCUCUUCGGAGUGUUCAUCCGCUACAACGAGGAGUCUGAUGCCCACUGGAGAGAAACGAGAAAGGAGAAAAACAUAUCCAGCGACAUUGAAAACGACUUUUAUUUUAGAUACCCAAGUUUCCAGGAUGUCCACGUGAUGAUAUUUGUGGGUUUCGGGUUCCUCAUGACCUUUCUGAAACGCUACAGCUUCGGUGCCGUGGGUUUCAACUUCCUGGUAGCUGCAUUCGGGAUCCAGUGGGCUCUAUUGAUGCAGGGAUGGUUCCAUUCCUUGGACUGGACUGAUGGCAAGAUCAAGAUUGGAAUCGAAAACAUGAUCAAUGCUGAUUUCUGUGUGGCUUCCUGUCUGAUUGCCUAUGGUGGAGUCCUGGGAAAAGUCAGCCCAGUGCAGCUGAUGGUUAUGACUCUGUUUGGAGUGACUCUAUUUGCCAUUGAAGAGUACAUCAUCCUUACUGUGCUUCACGUGCGGGAUGCUGGAGGCUCCAUGGUUAUCCACACGUUUGGAGCCUACUACGGUCUGUCUAUCGCCCGUGUUCUUUACAGACCCAAUCUGGAUAAAAGCAAGCAGGGCUCAGUCUAUCACUCUGAUGUAUUUGCUAUGAUUGGUACACUGUUUCUCUGGAUGUUCUGGCCUAGUUUCAACUCUGCUAUCUCGGACCACGGAGACGGGCAGCACCGCGCCGCCUUAAACACGUACCUCACCUUGGCUUCUUGUGUCCUCACCACCGUAGCGGUCUCCAGCCUCGUACACGGAAAGGGCAAGAUCGACAUGGUGCACAUUCAGAAUGCCACUCUUGCGGGGGGUGUUGCCGCGGGAACUGCGUCUGAGAUGAUGAUUUCAACAUACGGGUCCCUCAUCGUCGGGUUUAUCUGUGGAAUCAUCUCCACGUGUGGAUACGCUUACCUCACACCUUUACUGGAGUCCAAGCUGAAGAUCCACGACACGUGUGGAAUACACAACCUGCACGGCAUGCCGGGAAUUAUCGGGGGCAUCGUGGGAGCGGUCACAGCGGCCUGCGCUACCGAGCAGGUGUACGGCCAUGAGGGGUUGAUAAAAGCGUUUGCUUUCGAGGGAGCCUUUGCUGACCGGGUGCCCUCUGUGCAGGGAGGGUACCAGGCUGCUGGGUUAUGCGUGUCAUUAGCUUUCGGCCUUGUUGGAGGGACACUAGUUGGUUUUAUCCUGAAGCUGAACAUUUGGGGAGAUGCCCCAGAUGAGAACUGUUUUGAGGAUGAUGUUUACUGGGAGGUCCCCGAGGAGGACGAGGAGAACCCCCCCACACACCACGCCGCUCUUGAAUAUGCCACCCACAUUCCCAACAAACUCGCAGAGUAGGCUCCCCCAACACCAGUCCGGCAGGUUUGAUUGAAGCUCCUCUUCGGAGUCGGGCAGUUAUUUUUUGCCUGCUGGAUGAAUGCAUUUUCUCCUAUUGCCUGAUUGCUUGAUGUUGGGAUCGAACCGUGGAGUCUCGCUAUCACAAGAUUCCCCAAACAAUGUGAUCUACGUGGGCAUUUAAUAUCGGGCGUGUGUAUUAUAUUUGACCCCUGCCAGACAGGGGGGAGACGGAAGCUUGCAGUGCUGUACUGUAUACCCAAGGUGUGUGUGGAUCCCACAGGAUGCCAACUAAUCACAUGGGGGGGGGGGGACCACUUUUAACUUUUUAUAAGCAACUGAUCUACAUCCAAUUACUUCUGAGCUGAAAAAAAAAUCAUUAAAAAAAAAAAAAAAAAAAAAAAAAAAAAAGAUAUAUAUGGGUCAGAAUAUAUUCUCACACAAUAAUAUGUCUCCAGUUGCUUUUGGGCUGGUAAUGUACGAGUGGCACAAUCAUGCCACUCCUGUAUUCCCAACCCAAACCCAGACAGAUAAUAUUGUGUCAUACCAAUGCAUUCUGACCCAUAUGUAUAUAUUUCUGAAAUCAUACAAAAGUGAAUAAAACAUACAACUUUUAUUUAUUGUUUUUCAUCUGUUGCAAAUCUUGUAGAUUAACAUGAAAUCUAAUAUGUCUUGUUUUAUUUCUAUAGUUUUUAUUCAUAAACUGCUGAAAUAAUGUGUGUUUUCAAAGUGUAAAGAAAUGGUAGCCUCCCGUGUGCCCCCAGUGUAUGCGUGCGGGCAGUUGAGGGACUGGUUGCUGGGCAGACUAGCGUGUUGGGACCGCAUGGCUGUACUACGCGUGGUAUUACUGAAAUGAUCAUACGGAACGUCGGUCAAGUGUUUUUCCUUGUAUUUUCAUUUCCUUGCAGUAAAACACCCUCCACACAUCAAAGCAAAGACAUGGUAAAAACUAUAAUAAUAAUAAUAAUACUAAUGAUAAUUCUGGUAAUAAAAGUAACAGUAUCUCUGUAUAACUGAUGGAAAAACAUAUUUUAAAAUACUAAAAUAUAUGUGUAACUAGAUAGUUUUAAAAGUCUUCAUGCAUUUUAAUUAAUUUAUUUACCAGAACAGUGGUUUUAUCAAUUGGUUGUUUUAAACAAAAAUGUGUGAUUGAUUCAGUGACAGUGAUGGGGUGGGUCUGGGAUUGCACCAGCAAGCAGGACUGUGUAUUUAAUGCCGUGUGGCGCUUGCUUUCAGAUUGUCCUGAGUCCCCCUCCCUCUCCCAUUACAGGAACACUACAGUGGUAUAUUAUUAACCACAUUCAUAAUGACAUCAGCUGGCAUUUAGCAGAGUGCAGCACUAUGGAGCGGAGGGGGCAUUUCUGUUUGAUUUGACUCGAUUUGCAAAGGGUCUAACUCUGAGUGCAGCGAGUGGCCUGGAGCACAUCACUUUGCUUGAAGGUAUUGUGUAUGAGAUGCUGGAAUAUAACAUAAUGCAGUUCAAUACAAUUUCUCUCCAGUAGUGUUUUCUGCACGGCACAUUACAUGCCCAGCUCAUGGUAAUGAGGGGCCCCUCCCCCAUUCAAUCAACCUGCUGGUGUAACCAUCAACAUGUUGCUUGAUGCUUUGUGUUUUUUGUACCGCCCCCCCCCCGAUACGUUUACGAUAAGUUUGCUUUUGCUUCUUGAUUCAUUAAAGGCCGCUGAUUUCUCCUUGCCAGAUUCCAUCAAGAAAAGUCUGAAAUGAUGGA